This is a messenger RNA of Miniopterus natalensis, 1125 nucleotides long. RefSeq names its product F-box and leucine rich repeat protein 8 (gene FBXL8). Lineage: Eukaryota; Metazoa; Chordata; Mammalia; Chiroptera; Miniopteridae. The record is from RefSeq and is a predicted model, not a curated record. Gene Ontology annotation, molecular function: protein binding.
AUGGCUGAACCUGGAGAGCAACUGCCUGCGGAGGUGCUGGCCCUCAUCUUCUGCCACCUGCCCCUGAGGGACCGCGCCGCGGCCGCCAGGGUCUGCAGAGCCUGGGCUGCUGCUGCCACCUGCAGCGCUGUGUGGCACGACACAAACAUCAGUUGCUACUGUGAGCGAGAAGGCGCGCUGCCACCGUAUCUGUCCGACUGCCUGGACCACAUUCGCAACCUGCGACUGGAAUUUGAGCCAUCGAGGGAGCCGAGCCGCCGGGUGGCUACGGAGCUGCUGACCGCACUGGCGGGCCGCAGCCCAGGGCUGCGAGGCCUGCGCCUGGAGUGCCGCGGAGAGAAGCCGCUCUUCGACGCGGGCCGCGACAUCCUGCAGGCCGUGCGCGCCAUCUGCGGGACCGCUCGCGCGCUGCGUCUCCUCGACCUGCGGCGCUUGCCCUUCACUUUGGACGACUCGCUGGUCCUGCAGGCGGCACGCGGCUGCCCUGAGCUCCGCAGCCUUUUCCUGAACAACGGUACGCUGGUGGGCAGCGUGGGGCCGGGCUCCGUGCUCGAGCUACUAGAGGCCUGCCCGCACCUGUGCACUCUCGGCCUGCACCUGGCCAGCCUGUCACACGCGGCCCUCGAUGCCCUGGCGGCGCCGCACCGCGCGCCUUUCGCGCUCCUGGCGCUGCGGUGCGCUUGCGCUGAGGACGCGCGCGCCCCACCUCUGCCCGACGAAGCCUGGGCCGCGUUGCGCCGCCGCCACCCGGGACUGGUUGUGGAGGUGGAACUGGAGCCCGCAAUGCCCGCCGAGAGCGUCACGCGCGUCCUCCAGCCUGCAGUGCCGGUAGCUGCGCUGCGCCUCUGCCUCUCGGGGGACACCGUAGGCCCGCUGCGCUUCGCAGCUCUGCACUACGCCGCAACCUUGCGCGUCCUCGAGGUGCGCGCCGCGGCCUCUGCACAGUUGGACUCCGCGCUAGAGUCGCUGGCCCCGCGCUGCCCGGGCCUGCGCGAGGUGCACUGCUUCUGCGUGGUGCGACCCGCCGUCCUGCACGCCUUUCUCGCGCACUGCCCGCGCCUGCGCAGCUACACGCUCAAACUAACGCGGGAGCCACAUCCCUGGCAGCCCAAGCUUGUGGAGUGA